CGCGCCAACGGAUCCGGGGAACAAAGGGCGCCGCGGAUGACCAGCUUCGGCUAACUGUGGACUGCUUGCUCGUGCUUACCUGCGGAUGUUUGAUUAUCGCCUUCACCAUUUCUGCUGGUAAUGCUUCGUCCAUGAUCCUGACACAACAUCGCAGACCUCACAACUCACCAAACGACACAGCCACUAUCAAGCACAGCCCAUCCCAAGCCACGCAGCACCAUGGAGGUUGACCCGUUUCCAAACACGCACACACAAGAGGGCCGGCGGGACAUGCGGACGCAGCUGCUUGCCAGCAACGACGUCUUUGUCACGCAGAUCCCAAAGGUCGAACUCCACGUGCACAUCGAAGGCACCCUCACUCCAGCCCUGCGCUGGAAGCUCGCCAAGCGCAACGGGAUCCCAGUCCGCCUGGCCAGCCCAGACAGGCAUCCCGCGGAGCUGCAGUCUGAACAAGAAGUCGAGAAGGCCUACGGCGACGUCAUAUCGAGUGCCCAACUGUCCCAAUAUGCGGCCAGAGCACGCGAAGACCCGUCGCUGGUGGUUCCCGCGACGUUUUUCGAGGCGUACUACUCUGGCUGUGAUGUGCUCCGGACGCGGCAGGACUUUUUUGAUCUCGCGUACGACCACUUCCAGCGGGCAGCGGGUAUGAACGUCCGGUACUGCGAAGUGUUUUUCGAUCCGCAAAGCCAUACUUCUCGGGGAGUGCCGUGGGAUGAUUUCAUGGGUGGCUUGAGAGAAGCCCAGCAGGAAGCUGCAACAGAGCUCAAUGUGCAAUCCCAGUGGAUCAUGUGCUUCCUCCGCGACUCGCCGAUCGGGUCUGCCAAGGAGCACUACCGCCAGGCUCUGGCCUACCGGGACAUGAUCAUCGGGUUCGGCCUCGACUCGAACGAGACAAACCACCCCCCACAUCUCUUUGACGAGGUCUUUGCCCAGGCCCGAGCGGACGGCUUCCACAUCACCGCCCACUGCGAUGUCGGGCAGAGGGACACGCACGCCAACAUCCGGCACGUGGCAGGGGCCCUGGGCGGCACCGGCGCCGACCGCGUCGACCACGGCCUCAACGCCGCGGACCAGCAGGAGCUGACGAGCCUCGUCGCCGCGAGAGGCAUCGGGCUGACAAUCUGCCCCUGGGCGUACCUGCGGCGGUGGACCUACAGGGAGACGGCAGAGAGGCUGCGGGUGCUGCUCGACCAGGGCGUCAGGUUCAGCAUAUCGAGCGACAGCCCGGCCUACAUGGACGACAGCUGGGUUCUGCACAACCUGCUGCUGGCGAAGCAGAUGGGCGGGCUGUCGGACCGGGGGGUCCUGGAACUGAUGAAAGUGUCUGUCGGGAUGUCGUGGGCGAGCAAUGAAGUGAAGGGCAGGCUUCUCCAUGAGCUAGAUGCCUUUGCACUGACGCAGACGUUGGGAUAGCAUGGAACGACGCCUAGUUCUUGGCAUGCACAAGUGCUUGAAAAAGCCACGAAAUGGAUCUUAAAGUUUCAACGUGCGCCAAAGCGGCGCCCCAUUCCAGGUUUUGUUCGAUACUUAUGGAUUUCUCAUGCCGAGAUAGGUCUGUUGCCCGGGGUUGAAGAGAUGCAACGGUUUUGUUUGUGAAGACAGUAAAAGUUUUGGAUCCACUGCUGAGAUUGUGAAACGAUGCCUCUUCUUGUACCCUUCCGUGCUAUCUUCCGACGACCCAUGAAAUUGUUGGCGUAGUCCAGCUCAAGAUGGGCGGACGAAAAAUCCAUCUCGAGGCCGCUGCGUAGUCAUCCUGG
Molecule: messenger RNA, 1757 nt
Organism: Microdochium trichocladiopsis
Lineage: Eukaryota; Fungi; Ascomycota; Sordariomycetes; Xylariales; Microdochiaceae
Exons: 2
Coding region: 220-1413 (397 amino acids)
Biological process (GO): hypoxanthine salvage; adenine catabolic process
Cellular component (GO): cytosol
Molecular function (GO): adenine deaminase activity
Source: RefSeq, a predicted model, not a curated record